Molecule: messenger RNA, 696 nt
Organism: Saccoglossus kowalevskii
Lineage: Eukaryota; Metazoa; Hemichordata; Enteropneusta; Harrimaniidae
Product: cilia and flagella-associated protein 47-like
Biological process (GO): cilium assembly
Cellular component (GO): cilium
Molecular function (GO): protein binding
Source: RefSeq, a predicted model, not a curated record
CUGUUCCUGGGUGCUAUGAGACGAAAGUACCAAUAGUGUUGAAUGAAGAAUAUGAUAAACCUUAUAGGUUUCUACAUUUAAUUGGUGAAUUGAAGUCACCACAGCUAAAGUUUGAUCCUUUGGCUAUUGUAUUAACCCCUGUACCACUGUGCACGGAAGUCAGUGCUGAUUUCACCAUACAUGCAUCGGGAUUCAGAAAAGAGACCAUCAUAGAUGUUGAAUUACCGGAAGUAGAGUUAGACGAUGGUAGCAUUACAUCGGUUUUGAAUGUGACUUUCCCGGAAGGUCAGAUAAUCCAACCAUGUUGUUCUGAUGAUGGUGAUGAAGACCCAUUUGUAUUGAAAUGUACAGUGACGUUCUCAUCACCAAAACCAGUAUCAUUUACACAACCUGUCAGGUUCCUGGAUACAGAUGGAAAUAAUUUCUCCAUCCCAGUAACAGCUACUGCAGAUAACUGUUUACUGACAGUUUAUCCAUUCAUAGCAAAGCACAGAGCUGACCAUCAGAUUGUAACAGAACAGGGUAAAAGUGUCAAAGGUAGACGCUCCCAAUCAAAAGAAAGUCUGAAUGUUGGUGAAGCAGUGUUAAUGGCAGUGGACUCUCCUACCAGACCAUCAACUAGAGCCAGCACUAGUUCCACAAGUAGAUUUGUUUCUAGUACAUCAAGUUAUGAAGACUCCUCUGCUGACAUCACUG